AUGGCACUCCUUCGUGGGGCAUUCUGGGGUACCCCGCGUGCUAUGAUCGCCGGGCUCCUCCUGUCUCCACAGACCAUUAUCGUGUUGGCUUCAUCGAGCACCGCAUUCGACGUCUUAAACUACAUCAACCCUUUGAUUGGCAGCACGAAUGGCGGCAAUGUAUUUGCCGGCUCAACACGGCCAUAUGCCCUUGCAAAACCCGUAGCCAAUGUUGAUGGGGCCAACACUGGUGGCUUUGCGACUGACGGGUCCAACAUCACCGGCUUCAGUUCUGUGCACGACUCGGGCACAGGCGGCAACCCAAGUCUUGGAAACUUCCCCUUGUUUCCUCAACUUUGCCCUGGGGAUGAUGUCAACUCCUGCAGUUUCAGGAUCGGGGACCGGGCUACUCCCUACGUAGCGGAUGCAACCAACGCUAGGCCGGGCUACUUUGCGGUUGAGCUUGUCGAUGGCAUCAAGGCUGAGAUGACAUCAAGUGAACAUGCUGCAUUAUAUCGGUUUCAGUUCCCCUCAGGAAAUGCCACACAGCACCCACUCGUUCUUCUCGAUCUGACAGAUCUUUGGCAGAGUCGUCAGAAUGCAUCCGUAAGCGUCGACCCCGGCACGGGGCAGUUGAAGGGCAAUGGGACUUUCCUUCCGAGCUUCGGGGCUGGAUCCUAUGUUAUGCAUUUCUGUGUCGACUUUUUCGGCGGCAAGCCGGUCGAAAACGGUGUCUGGGUCAACAAUCGCGCCGGGCCGGAGCCCAAGGAUUUGUACGUAACUCGAGGCUUCAAUCUUUUCUUCCUGGAAGCUGGGGGUUGGGCACGUUUCAGCGACCUUGUCGACAACACCCUCACAGCAAGAGUAGGUAUCAGCUUCAUCAGCUCGGAUCAAGCCUGCACUCGGGCAGCCGAGGAAAUCCCUGAGCCGGCCAGCGACUUUGAUCGCUUGGUGACGCAGGUUGGAGAAGAAUGGCGUGCAAAGCUCAGUCCGAUCUCCAUCAAUCCUGGAGGAGCUAGCGACGAUCUCCAGACCAGCUUCUGGAGCGGCAUAUACCGCUCAAUGAUCUCUCCGCAGAACUACACAGGCGAAAACCCCAAGUGGGACAGCGGCAUUCCGUACUUCGACUCCUAUUACUGCAUCUGGGACGCCUUUCGGGUUCAACAUCCUCUGCUCACUAUUGUCGACCCCGUCGCCCAGGCCCAAAUGGUCAACGGGCUGCUGGAUAUAUAUCAGCAUGAAGGAUGGCUGCCAGACUGCCAUAUGAGUUUAUGCAAUGGCUGGACGCAAGGCGGAUCGAAUGCGGACGUCGUGCUUGUCGAUGCUUAUGUGAAGAACCUCACGGGCAUCGAUUGGAAUCUUGCCCUCGAUGCAAUUGUGCAAGACGCAGAGGUGGGACCACUAGAAUGGUCUUAUCAUGGACGAGGCGGCCUGCAAAGCUGGAAAAGUUUGAAUUACAUUCCAUAUCUUGACUUUGACCCUAUUGGCUUCGGUACUAACUCACGGAGUAUCUCGCGUACACUUGAGUACUCGUAUAACGACUAUUGCCUUGCGACGCUUGCCGAAGGCUUAGGGAAGACGGAAAUUUACAACAAGUAUGUUCAGCGGAGCACAAACUGGCAGAAUCUCUGGAGGGAUGACCAGAAAUCUAUGAUCAGAGGAAAUGACUCGGGCUUCACCGGGUUCUUUCAGCCAAAAUAUUUGAACGGUACCUGGGGUUAUCAAGACACUAUAGCUUGUUCGGCACUGGCUGACUUCUGCUCGCUUACAACCAACCCCUCAGAAACAUUCGAGGCCAGUAUAUGGCAGUACCAAUUCAUUGUACCUCAUCAAACAACAUCGCUUAUCAACCUAAUGGGUGGCGAUGAAGCCUUUAUCAGCCGCCUCGAUUACUUCCAUUCUUCUGGACUCGCUGACAUAUCCAAUGAACCGGUAUUCAGCACUGUAUACCUCUAUCACUACGCCGGCCGGCCAGCGCUCUCUACGAAACGCCUGCACACCUACAUCCCAGCUUCCUUCAAUAACUCAAAUGGCGGACUUCCUGGAAACGACGAUAGUGGAUCGAUGGGAGCAUUUGUAGUGUUUGGCAUGCUUGGGCUUUUCCCCAUUGCUGGGCAGAAUGUGUAUCUCAUCUCCGCUCCUUUUUUCGAGGAAAUCAGCAUUCGUAAUGGUCUCACCGGGAAUACCGCUAUCAUCAAGACGGUUGGAUUCGAUUCGGCGUACGAAAACGUCUAUAUUCAAAAUGUCACAGUCAAUGGAGCAACCUGGCCGAGAAACUGGAUCGGUCAUGAAUUAUUCACUGAAGGGUGGACAAUGGAAAUAACUCUAGGAAGUCAAGAGUCACUAUGGGGGACAAGAACUGAGGAUCGCCCACCAAGCUGGACCGAAACUACCACUUUCAGCUUCUAA
Molecule: messenger RNA, 2388 nt
Organism: Neoarthrinium moseri
Lineage: Eukaryota; Fungi; Ascomycota; Sordariomycetes; Amphisphaeriales; Apiosporaceae
Exons: 2
Coding region: 1-2388 (795 amino acids)
Biological process (GO): protein quality control for misfolded or incompletely synthesized proteins; protein deglycosylation; glycoprotein catabolic process
Cellular component (GO): nucleus; cytosol
Molecular function (GO): peptide-N4-(N-acetyl-beta-glucosaminyl)asparagine amidase activity; carbohydrate binding
Source: RefSeq, a predicted model, not a curated record